Messenger RNA from Lactuca sativa (garden lettuce), 902 nucleotides. RefSeq names its product two-component response regulator ARR17. Gene Ontology annotation, biological process: phosphorelay signal transduction system; cytokinin-activated signaling pathway. NCBI's taxonomy places the organism in Eukaryota, Viridiplantae, Streptophyta, Magnoliopsida, Asterales, Asteraceae. The record is from RefSeq and is a predicted model, not a curated record.
UCCCCCGAUUUCAUCACCACCCCUCCCUCUUCUACACUCUCUCCUUUUAUUAUUUCUCUUCAAUUCACACACACACACACAAACAAACACUCUCUUUUCUUUUCACCAAAACACACACAUUGACUUUUCUUCCCUCUUUUGGCAUUUAUAUUCUAUCUCUCUGUCUACAUAUCUCCUUUAUUCUCUUCCUGGGUUUUGCUAGUUUUACACUGAAACAUAAAAAAAAACACACACAGUGAGUGUGUGAUUUCUCCAUGGAUUCUUCAUCAACAACAGUCGGAAUGAAAGAAGAAGAAGAAAGGCCACAUGUUUUGGUUGUGGAUGAUAGCUUGAUUGAUCGUAAAAUCAUGGAAAAGCUUUUUACCAACUCUGCAUGUAAAGUGACUACAGCAGAAAGUGGGCAGAAGGCGUUGGAGCUUUUAGGCCAAGGAGAAGACAAACACACUCAUAUGAACAAACAGGGCCCUAAGAUAAAUUUAGUUGUUACGGAUUACUGUAUGCCAGGAAUGACAGGGUACGAUCUCCUUAGAAAGGUUAAGGAAUCAUCUGAUAUAAAAGAGAUCCCGGUGAUUGUAGUCUCAUCAGAGAAUGUCCCCACUCGAAUUGAGAAGUGUUUGGAAGAAGGUGCUCAAGAGUUCAUCCUUAAACCCCUCAAACAGUCUGAUGUUAAGAAGUUAAGAUGUCACAUGCAGUUCAGGCGAUCAAUAAAGGGAAGGCUUUGCAUUGGGGCCUAAAAAGAGCAACUAAACUUGUGUUGGAGAAGACAUUAUUUCUUCUCUAGGAGAAAAAUAUUUGUAGUUAAUGUGUAUCUAUGGACACUCAUGGUUGAAACUUUCUAUCUAUGCUAACAUUGUGUUGGAUUUAACUUGGUUUAAAUUUGUCCUGAUCCUGUCAUUUCAAAA